Messenger RNA from Klebsormidium nitens, 14197 nucleotides. The record is from the annotation of a GenBank genome assembly. NCBI's taxonomy places the organism in Eukaryota, Viridiplantae, Streptophyta, Klebsormidiophyceae, Klebsormidiales, Klebsormidiaceae.
CAAUGCCAAUGGGGCAGGAUGGCGGCAUUGGGAGCCAAACGCAGCAAUCAAAAGCAUUUCAAAUUGGACAGGUUGAGACUUAAUGCCACCAUGCAGCGUGUCACAGUCUGAACAGGAUUGAAGCAGAGCUAAAAGAGAGGAUGGGCAAGAGUAAGUUUCACAAGUCGGAGAAGGCUGCGCGAACUCUUAGUUUUUUCCAAUCCAACUCAAUUGCGCCAGCAUCAAGCAAGGUAACACCCGAGAGUAGCUUCCUGCAAGAUGCUGUUGUGGCACGGCAGCUCCUAUCAACAGCUGUCUGGCAAGGCAACUUCGAUACCCUGAUCGAUCAGUUGGAAGUCCUGAAGACAGGUGAUGAAGCCCGAUGCCUGGCAGCGCUCAACAAGCUCACCUCAGACAAAGCUCUGCUAGCAUCUGUGGCAGCAGUUGAAAGCUUGACGGAGCAACUUGCCAAGGAGCUGCACAACCUCAUUCUUGCCAGAAGCAGUGGCAAGAAAGGCAAGAGCGGAGCCACAGCUUCGAAUAGAAAGAAGACCUGUGUUUCAACAGAAGCAAGCAGUCCAGUCAGCAAUGGAGUCCAGCCUGGAGAGAAGACGACCACCACUGCUGCCUCCGAGGAGCCAGUGCCUGUAUGCAAAAAGGAGAAUGACAAAGCGCUUUCAGCGCAGGUCGAUUGCUGUCCAGAAGAAGAGGAGGUUGAUGACAGGAUGGGAGCUCCCAAUUAUUUCAGUACAGCUCGCGAAGCACCGGAGGGAUCUGAGCCUGAAGCAUCUGCAACAAAAGACAACCCCCUCAACAAGUUACUGGAAACACAGGGAUGCACCACUGCGGAUCUGCAGAAGAUCUGCAAGCAAUCUCCCGUGGAGCUGGUUUCCCAAACAGUGGCUAUGCCAGGUAUUUUGGUGCCAUCUCCGGGUCUGAGGCUCCUUGGAUCGUCAAAGGCUUUGGCUCUGAUAUCAGCUCCUGAGAGCUUGGAGAUUGCUCCCAUCUUCAUUGCCAGCCGAAGAAGGGCAGAUGUAGCACACUUGAAUCUGGCAGUGCCAUGGAUGCUAGCAGACAAGAAGCAUGUGGUGCUUUUAACAAUCGAGCCCUCAGAUGAAGCAGCAUACAGGAAGUGGGCCGAGCAGUCCGAGAGGCACAUCCUUGUCGUGCUGCCAGAAGAUGGACGGGGCAUCGGAUACGCAAGACGUUGGAUACAGGAUGUUGCUGCUCACCUGAAGCUGAAAAGAUACUGGCAGAUGGACGAUAACGUUUGUGCCAUUCGAGACCAGGACGAGAUCAUUCCUGCCCAUCGUGUCAUGGAGCUCCUUCAAGGCCUAGAGCCCCGCUCUUUGAUCAGCGUGGUGCAUCCUUCCUGCAAGCUUUUCGUGUGGUACCCGAUGGUGCUUCUCUACACACCGCUCAAGUCCCCACGUUUUAAGGCCGUGUUCAAUGAGCGAGAGCGGGUGGCUGACGCAGAGUGGGUGGACUUCACCGAGCAAGUGCACGCUAUCGACGGGCCCCUCAUCCACGACAAAACGCCCUGCUGGCUGGUUCCUUAUCAACCGGGCUAUGUUGGCGGAUGGGGCGUUCCGGAUGUGAACGGGGAGUCCGCCCUGCCGUUCCACAAGUACGAGUCGCGCGAAGAAGUCGCGCUCGGGGCCAGGAUGUGGUACACCCGUUCCUGCUUCUUCGGCUCGGGGCACUUCGACCGGGAGGCGAUCCAGAAAGCAGUCCCCAACACCGUGCUUCAAGCAGUCUACGCCCUGCUCGACGUUCUUGUAACCGUGUGCCACGAGAUCUGGGUCGAAGGCCGCUACCACACGCUGGUGCCCUGGCCGCUCCAUCCCUUGGUCGAAGCGAGCCUGAAGCUGAACGGUCAGAAGUGGCCUAGCCGUGCCGUCUACAACCUGCUCGGGAUCUUCAAGGAUUUGCGCAACGUGGCGGCGAAGGACCCGGCGCUCCUCAAGUGGUGGUCGGAGGUUGGGUGGCGGCUGCUCGACGGAUCGGAGAAGUGGCAAACGAAGACUAGCAGCCCGAUAGUGUCGACGAAGGGAAAGGCGGGAUCCCAGUCGAAAGCUGCGUCCUCUAGCCCGGCGAAAGUGGGGGCUGCGGCAGCUCCUCGGAGCGGUUCCCGGGGGCAGAAGACGCAGACGGAUACGGACAAGGCGGAAAGGGCAGAGCCACAAAACGGAAUGGAGAGAACUGGUGAUAAUACCGGAAAACAGGAGCAGACGAGCGCAGGGGCUGAAGGAGGUUUUAAAAAGGAGGAUGCUGAAGAGAGGACGGAUGCAAGCAAGGCCAAAGGCGUAGAAGCACAAUCAGGAGCUGGGCCAGGGGUUGCACUCAAGAGUUUCGAAGGUGCAGUCACUGAAGUCAAGGCCCCAAGAAUAGCCCGAAGAAAGGGGAGAGUCGGCUCGGACGUCCAAGUGGCCACCUCCGAAACUCCAGGCGUCGGAACCUCCACAGAGAAGGAACCGGAGCAGGAUUCCGUCAAAGCUAGUCCACCUGCAGAAAGCGUGACAGUGGACGAUUCCAAGCCUGUAGCGGAAGAAGCUGUUUUAGAAAGCAAGGAGCUUGCGGUAUCCGGGGCCGUGGGGAAGCCAGUCGAGCAUCCUCCGGGCUCCGCUUCGGGAGUGCUAAGCGAGAGCACGAUUGCGGGGGCAGUCGAGGCCUGCCAGCUGUCAGCCGCAGCGACUGAGCUCCUCUUAAGGUCAACGAAGAACGUCGCAGGCCUUGUCGUCACUUUCCUGGAGGGCGAAGGUUAUAAGAUGGCCUCGCAGAACGGGACGCAGAGGGUCACGGUGGGCGAUUCAGUAUCGCGCAUACUCUUCAAACUCUCCCCGACGGCAACUUCGCCGGCACUUUGUACACUGCUCUUCCUCACCUUGUCCCUGUACGCUGUGGACGUCGACUCCGACAAGGGACUUCUGCUCCAAUACUGCAAGCUAAUUGCAAGCCGAGCGGGCCUCUUUGAGAGCUUGUAUCUCAGCAGCUUCAUCUCUUACGUCUGUAUCGCUGCGGCUGCGAAUUUGCGGGAGGUCAUCAUUCAGCGCGCUACAAUCCAAGCCCUGUCCAAGCUGGUCUCCUCCGCCACGGACAUCGACGGGAUUCACGCCUUGCCAGCUGUCAUGGGGGCGAUGGCUGCUCACCCUCAAGACGUCCAAGUCCAAUACCUGGGUUUUUCCUUCCUCGCCGACCUAGCGAACAUGGCCUGCUCAAACCGGCGGUGGAUGAUGGCGGUGCUUGGAGCAGCCUCUUCAGCGACAGCCGCAAUGGUUCUAGGCCGGGGCAACGAGAGCAUGCAGAAGAAAGGCUGCCGCCUCAUCCGGAUACUUGCAGAGUCUCUCCUGUCUAAGCCGGAUUCGACGGGUACGGUGACGGAUGCAGCGAAGACGGAGCAGGAAGAUAGAUCCAGAAAGGUUUCUGCUCCUGCACUCGUGCCGCUGCAUAGUCCUGACUCUGCCUUAAAGCGCUCACGAAGGGGGACAAGAUUCAUUCAGACCUUCGACGACAUCUUCUCUGCCGUUCGGAAGGCGUUGGAAAGUUCUCCCGGAUCGACCGAACAAGUGAAGAAAGACUGUCUUAUGAAGCUGAUGGCAUACACGAACAGUGAAACAGCGGAGCUGAUUUUCUCCUCUCUCAGUGAUUACGCGUCCGCGGUGUUGACCGGCCAAGUCGAGCUUCCCCCUUGGCGCGAGGCCGUCUCAGCAGUUUUCCAGGCUCUGAAGUCGUUCCCGCGAUCAAGGGCAGUGCAAGAAGAAGGCCUCGCAGCCUUGGCCGAGCUGCUUCAAGGCCCCUCCUGCAGGGCCGUGUGCCACACUUUCCAGAUUCUCCGGGAUUUCUCCAACCGGGAGAGCGCAUCCCAGUGCUUCAUGCUGGACGAUCUGAGGGGGGUGCUUGUAAGAGUGGCUGUCAAUUUCCCUCAGGAUUUGCAACUUCUAGGCUCGUCGGUCAAGUUGCUCAGGCAACUCUUUGAGAAGCAAAUACCCAAGUUCGUAGCCUAUCCCGUCACAGCCGUUUCCUACUAUCAAGAGGCCCCCCAAACCAAGUCUUCUCCCUUCUUCGUGUCCACGUAUGUGCCCACGACUUCGCACACAGAGCGGCUGCCAAGGUUAGGCCCGAAGUUUGCCCCGUGGAUCACCAGCUUUGAUGGCACUGCUUGUAGCCUGUCAGCGCCCGGCCAUCCUCUUUGGACAGACAGCUUCCUCGAGUUCCCUGAGUCGUUGAUGACCCGCCCCUUGUCUCAGUACUGGAACCAGCACAGAGCAGGGCUGAAGUCAAAGAAGCAGGAUAGAAGUCAGCCGGCAACUCCGCCCGAUCCCCCUGUGCUUUUCAGCAAUCUCUGCGAGGCUGAAGCAUACUUCAGCUCGGAAUCGUUUGCGAUAGCGCUCCAGAGCAUGCAGCCUCACUGCAGGGCAAUGGCAGUUGAGUUCGUCAAGCUGGUAAAGUCCUUAGUGGCAGCUAUAGCAGCAUUGGAGGCCGUUGCAGUACCACCUUCGGAGGCCGCGAAAGACGCUAAGAACGAAGAAGUCCGGCUAGCGGAGCCCUUCUGUGCAGAACUGGACCUGGUGGAGCCGGCCUGCGUUCUCCUGGAGGCAACGGAGAAUGUUCUGUUCAGCGCAACGAACGAAUUGAAGAUUGCCUUGAGCAGCGCGGCUGCGGCGAGCGAGAAGGCGGCAGGCAACGAGAGUGCUCGGGAACGGUGGCAAAGCUUCGUUGACGCCACGGAAGCAGGGCGGGAUGAGCAGCGGAAAGCAAGGGACGAGCUGCGCGAAGGUGGGAAGGCUAGCGAUGAAGGCUCUCCUUCGAACGAUGAAGGGCAGGCACGAUCAGAGGAAGUUGAGACGGUGCCAGGGGGAAGCCAAGCGGCCGUCGAGGGGCCUGCUAAGGAGCCGGGCUCGAAAGAAUCAAGAGAAGAAAGCAAGGAGAGUUCUGGAGAAGCUUGCAAGGCGCACGCACUGAGCCCUGAAGAGGAGUCGCUGUUGAGUGAGCAAGCGGCAGCACUCGUUUCAAGCCUGGCAGACCUCUGUCAACUUCCGGUGGCGCUUCGGAAAGCUGUGCAAGCCCUUAGGCCUCUUCUGACAACAGCACGUGCCGCCGAAACAGUAGCUUUGGCUGCAUAUGUGCUGUCCUCAGUGUACUCAGCUUGGAGCCGGUUGGAGCCGGCACUAGUUGGGGAGAUGCUAAUCGACAGGCCCUGGUUCGCGGCGUUUGUUCCACCCCGGUGUGAGAAGCUGCUCGCCGUCAGUUGGAAGGAGUCGGGGGUCGUGGAGCUCUUCGAGAUUCUAGAAACCUGGGGCGAGACGGAAGAGAAAUGGACUGCCGCACCAGAAGAUGCAAGACAUCAAGUGGUAGCAGCCGUCCAUGCUUUCGCGUCCCUUUCGCCGACUUUCUCCACUGAUGCAUCGGAGCUCCUCGCAUCGGGUGGGUUGCCACGUGUGUUGUCAGGAGUGGCUGCUGCUUUGCAUGUGAUGAUGGGCGAGCCAGACCAAGACACGCAAGACUUUUGCACGGGGGCCAUGAUUCUUUUGGCGAAAAACCACCCGCGCGUCCUCACACGGGGUUUUGCUGGUGCUUGGCUGGAGGACUUGGAAUCUUGUCUGGCGGUUCUGAGGCUGCUGACGCAACCUGCCGCGGCCGCGGACCGCAGCUGGGACGUUGUCUCCACCUUCCUCGACGUUCUUCGCACCAAGCGCAGCGACAUCCACCGGCUCGUCAAGAAGCUCAAGCGCGGGAGCAAGCAGGGCGCCAAAGACCUGCGGGACCUGAUCCCCGAAACGCCCGCAGAUGUGCCGCUGACGCUGCUGAGGCUGCGGUCGGAGAAGCUCUGGGAGGGGGGUCUGAGCGGGGAGGGGCGACUGGAAGAGCUGUUUCCACUGGAGGAGGUCGCCUCGCGCCUCUUCGAAGCGGUCCAAAAAGCGGCGGUCAAAAGAGCGGGUGGAGAAGCGGCCGGGACCGGUGGCAGCCCCGAGAAAGCGGUCGAGCGGCUUCAGGAUGCGGCCGCCUCGCUUACGUCAUCGACAAACGGAGGGAACAGUCAGCCAAACCAGACGGCGGCCGAAGCGCCAGCAAAGCUUUCUCCCAGGGGGGACAACCGGUGGACCGCCCUACAGCCGCUGUUUGACAGCUGGGCUCAGCCGGUCGUUUGGGACGCGGCCUUCGAAACGAUGGUGAUAAAGUGCGGGGAGGAGGUGAAGGGCGGGCCGCCGCUCGGGCUGUUCCGGACCUGCCUUCUGGAGUGCAUGGAUUCGGAGGCGCUGGUGUUCGCGCGGGAGCUGACCCAGAAACUAGCCGACGAGCCUUCCCCCGGCCGAAACCUGAGGGCGCUCUCCCAGCUGUUUGCCGUGGUCGGCCACGCGGCGCGGGACCGGCCGGAAAGCGCUGCGGUCUUCAUUGCGUCUGGCCUGGUAUCGGAGAUCGGUAUAACGAUGACCCGGUUUGCGCCGGGGGGCGAGGCUUUCAGCGGAGGUGAGGAAGUAGAAGGGGCGGAGGAGCGGCUGGGCGAUCUGCAGAGGGACGGGGGCUUUGCGCUGUCUGCAAUUCUGAGCAAAGCAGCGGCCGAGCGGAAGAGCGGGGAAGCAGGAGAGCGCCGAGUGCUGACGCAGCUGCUCGAGAGCUGUGAGGACGCCACCUUCGAGGUCCUGCAGUCGGCUUACUGGAAGUACACCCCGGCGGAGCUCCCGGAGGGGGCUGCGGAGGCAGGCGUUUCGACCCCCCUGGAACGAGCAGACUUGGGGGAGGGCGGAAAGGUGCGGCCGAGGAAGGACGUGAGGGACGCUGCGCGCAUGGGGCUGCUGAAUCUGCGCGCCCUUCUCCCAGAAACUUCCCCCAAGUUCAAGGCGAUAUCGAGCCUGUGUCUGGCGCAUGAUGCCAUUGUCGCGGAUCAAGCAGAGGCGAUGGCGCUCGUGACCCGGGCUGACUGCCUUCAAGAGGAUGGCUUCGACCGCUCUGCGGCCUGGUACUGCGACUUCUGGAAGCGGGACUGGUUGCUGCCCUCGGACCUGCCAAGCACGGAAAUCGAAACCCCCUCAGCCGCUGAUCUGGAGCCAAGCAAGGCGACUGCAACGGAAGCAGAGUCCGUCCCUUUCGAUGAGACAACCACUGUUCCUGGUCCGGAAAGCGCAGUGGAAGCCACAGCGGAGCCUGCCGAAGCGGGGGGAAGUGGGGGAUCCCCUCCGAACCAGAGCGCGUCCGAGCGCGGGGUUUCUUCCAUAGUCAGCGGAGGAGGGCAGGAUGCCGACGCCCGGGGCAGCGCCGAGCUGUCUGAGCCCCAGCAAAAAGAGGUUUCUCAGGAACAGGCACUUCCUCCCGACCCGAAGCAACUGCUUAUUGCCCAAGUAAAGGGGUUCGGUUCCGCCGCUGUGAGAAAGGAGGCCCGUCUUGGUGAGGAACAGAAAGCAUCCGAAGCAGAACUCAACGAAGAUCGGCAAGUGGCUGCGGUUGGUCCUUCAGAAAGCAGUCCAGGGGGGCUAGAUCCAGAAGCACAGUCUGCUGGUGCUGCUGGCGGGGGGGAUGCGAUCGCGCCGUGCAAAAAAGCGUCCAAAAAGAAGAAGAAAAAGAAGCAGAGCAGGCAGGCAGCUGUGGAGUCCAAAGAGGUUCAGCCGAAACCUUCGGAGGGCAGCAACGUGCCCUCGCAGCCCGGAACCUCGGUUGACCAAGCUGAGAAUCCCCAAAGCCCUGAGGCGGCCUCUCCCAGUGAGCUGGAAGCGGGGUGUUCACAAGAAGCCAAGCGGGAAGAAAGUCAAUGUCUCUCCUCCGGAGCACCAAGGGAAGGGGCGGAGGAAGCAGCGGUCAGCUCGCUCCUGAAGGAAGCUGCAUCAAUUCUGGAGCAAACUGGGGCGCCGCUUUCCCAAACGGCUCCACGCUCGAAGUCGGUGACGGAGUCUGCUAAAGCGAUGGACGCUGUGAGGGAACUCGUGAGUCAGUUGCCACCUGCAGAGCGUCCUUUGCAGACUGCGUUGGAAGAGCUGAUGGCAAAGGUGUUCAGCUUUGCCACAAAGUGUCAGGAGCUGAAGAAGGAGACUGUCGAGCAAUUCGUUCCGGCAGUCGGUGCUUCUUCGCGCGCUACUACAGAGACCCAGGGACGUGCAGAGGCAGACGGUCAAGGGGAGCUUGUUCAUAGGAGCCGGUUUGAGGGAACGAAAGUCAAGUGGUUUGAAGGCAUCCGCUUGUUGCUCGACGAAGGCGAAGAGCUGCUAGAGAAACUCCGACGCUUCCUUCGGGACCCGUCUUGGGGACCAAAGGUCAAGAGCCAUGAAGUCAUCCAUUUGUCGCUCAACGAGGGCGAAAAGGUGCUGAAGAAACUCCGGCGCUUCCUUCGGACCUUAGCGGAGGGAAAGGGGAAAGAUCCGGUCAGUCUAGCGAAGGCGUUAGGAAAUUACUUGAGCGGAGGGAGCCUGCGGGAAGGGGAGAAGGAGCCGGAAGUGACUCAAGGAAGCGCCAAAGGGAGUGCGAAAGGCCCAGAAGGGAAGAAGGCAAUGGCGGGCGUGGAAAUGGUGUUCGAAUUCGAAGAGGGGGCAAGCUCGGCAGACGACGCUUUGAACAUUGCCCCGUUCGUCUUUGGAAGCGCGUCGGAGUCGGUCGCGCGGGCUCAGAAGGAGAGGGUGCGGAAGCGGCGGACGCAGAAAGGAAAGAAGGGUGGCGCCGAGGAAGGGGAGAAACGCUCAUCCAUUCGCGUGCUGCGGUCGCCGGGCCGCUCCAUGCAGCUGGCAUUCUGGGCCGAAGGGAAGCACUUUGCGGUGCAAUUGCAGAACGGUGGCAAGGAGGAGGCAGGGCCGCCGCUCACGAGCUGCGCUUUGCUGGAAGAUUUAACGGGGCGGAAAUGGACCCUCCCACAGAACGUCAGCAGCGCCCUGGUGACGGUGUCGAGCGACGGCGGCGCAAGGGACGGCAGCGAGACGUACCUCUGGGAGCCGGAGAAUGCGCGCGCGGGCCGGGCGGAGUCGGUGCGGAAGGUCUCGGCGGAGGAGGCGGAAGCUUUGAAGGGGGCGGGAGAUAUGUCGUCAGAAGGCCAGGAGCUGGGGAGCGGGACGGGGGAGGGCGCGGUCGAAUCUGAGGACGCAGCUUCGGGCGGGAGGAAACAGCCAGCGGAUGAUGAGAUGAUCGAAGGGAGCGCCGCGCAGAAACCAGAGAAGGAAAGCGUGGGGUGUAGUGAUGACGUGGCGGCGGUGGCGGGCGCUUUCAAGCGAAGCGGAGUGGAGAUGCUGCAGCAGGGAGUGCCUGUGAGUGCAGACGGAGAAGAAGCGGGGGCUGGGAAGGAUGGGAGAGGAGCGCAGGAGCUAGGGCGUGGAGAAGAGCCAAGCGUUCAGGUCGAGGGGAAGAACGGAGAGGCUUUGCAAUUGGGAGUGGAGGGCAAAGAAGCGGAGGCAAGUUGGAACUCCGAAGGAAAAGAAACGGCCGGCGCGGAAAGGAGGGGCCUAAUCGGGUCGGACGAGAUAAGCCUUCUCCAAGUUACUUCGAGUUCCGAAGAGACGGGCGCUGUUCCUGGCGCAGAACUGACGGAUGGCGGAACAGGGAGCCUCCGGAAGGAAUUCGAGCGGAGCGACAGCGCUACGGCUGGUAGAUUGGGGGCCAUCAGCGGAGUGAUGUCUACGCUUGCAGGAUCUGCCCACCAAUCGUCUUCUGAAUCCGACGUCAAAGGAGUCGCUCCCGAGGCUGUAGAAGACCCGCUACGCAUGUCCGAGCCGGCGCAGUCAACAAUUCAGAGCGAAGAAGACGUUGGCGAGCCAGCAGAGCCUGACGAGUUCGCUGUCCUGCUCGGGAUGCUGAAAGGGGAGGGGCCCGCGGCUGGGAAGUCCUCUCUUCUGGAAAGCGGGGCGUCGGAAAAGCUGCAGUCGAAGGGACCUCUGAUUGGAGAGAUCGAGAAGAUGGAGAAGCUAGCCGAGAAGACUUUGCCAGUGCCCCUGACGGAAGAGGUGGUGGUUGUUGCGCCGGUUUUCGCCAAUCCGAUGGGCUCCGCUCUGCUGGUCGAAGAGAGUCCCGGGGUGGGAGGGAGUGCUGACGUCGAAAGCGGAGGAGCUGACGUGGCAAAGCGGGAUGCUGAGAAGACGGAGCUUGGUCGGAGCGUUCCAGGGGGUCUGAGCGGAGCGGCUGAAUCUGGUCUUGACCCUCUCGAACCCUCCCGAGAAAGAGAGCAAACUCACCCCGGGGCUGGAGUGGUAGAGGUACAGGAGGGCCGGUCAGAACUGCCAACUGGAGGAGGGGAGGGGGAGAAGGGUGAGCUCGGACAAGCGGCGGCCGAUCUUCCUGAACCGGUGUCAAAAGAAGCCAACGGCGGGGAGGGGAUAACGGCUGAUGUCCUGAACGAGGGGACCGGAGAGGUGAACGGAGUCCCAGAGACAGCGGUUGAGACGUUAGUGGAGGAGUCUGGCAAGGUGAGCGGAGGGGCAGAGACAGCGGCUAAAUCUGAAGAAGCGGAGUCGGGAGAGACAAGUCGGGGGUCAGAAACAGCGGCCAAUGUUUCGGCAGUGGAAUCUGAGGAAGCGAACAGGGGUGUGGAGUCGACGGCUGUGAUUUUGCAGCAAGGCCCUGAGGAAGGAAAGCGGAGAGGAGGGACAGGGUCUGAAAUUCUGGAAGGGGAGCCGGGGGAAACGACUGGGGGACCAGGGACAGCGGCCGAAGUCGUGACACCGGAAGGCGAAGCGGCGGAAUCAGCGGCUAACCGUACGGAAGCGGAACCGGAACAGGCGAGGGCGGCGUCGGACACCUUUUCGGACGUACCCGACUUUGUGUCCGAGCCUGACGACGAGGCCUGGUUCGACGCGACGGACGAAGAGUGCGACGAGCCGUCGCCGCGGGUGGCCAAGGGCAGAGCGGAACUGUCGCCGGAAACGGACGGAGCGGAAGGGCGGACUUUCGAAAGAGGAGCUGCGGGGAAGGAAGCGGAGCGGGGCGAAGUGGUGAAGGAGGAGGUGGAAGAUACGGAAGUGGGCGAAGCGCAAAACGCUACUGGAGACGAGGUGGUCGAGAGUGCAAAUGGGGUUGCUUCAGUGGAGGUCCCAAAGGCGCAGCCGGACGGUGGAAUGGAGCAGAAAGCGGAGCCAGGAGAAGUGGAGCAGAAUGAAGCUGAGGGGAAGACGGUGGGACUGGAAGAAACAGCCCGUGAGGCUGACGACGCGGCGAAAGAGAAGGUUGGAAAGGACGCAGAGAAGCGGGUUGAGGCCCCAAAAGACGCAGAAAGGGAGGUGGAAGGUGACGAGAGACUGUCAGCUGCGCCUCUGUCUGAUCUCGCCAAAGCAGCAGGGUCCGUUGGCGGAAGCAAGGCGACCGGAGAACGGAAGACGGAGUCUGAGGGCAGGGAAGGCGCAACAAAAGAGGAGGGGGAAACUAGGAGGGCUGCAAAGGGAUCUGAGGUUUCAGGCGGGACAUCUGAAAAGAUGGUUGCAGUACCUCUGAGAGGAAAUGACGAAACGGCGGCAACCGGCGCUCAGGACGGUGAGGGGUUGGACGGUGAAGCUGGGCGGGCGGCAGAUACGUGGGCAGUGGGUGCGUCAAAAGGGGUUCAGAAUGGCGGUCCGGAUGAGAGGGGCGGGGCAGAUUCGGACGUUCCGGACUUCGUCUCCGACGAAGAAUCAGAGCCAGAAGAGAAGCCGGAAUACGCGGAGGCAACGAGCGGCUUGCCAGCGGAUCCGAAGGCAAACGGAACGGAGGAGCGCACGCUGCCGGCAGCCCCGAAACUGUCACGGAAGGCGGACGCUCUGCCGUCGGCAGAGCUUACAGCAGUCAUUCUGCCGCUUCCAAGGAGCUCUUCCGCCGGAAUCCUGCCGCUUCCGAGGAGCGCUUCACCCGGAGUGCUCCCGCGGCCCAGUUCUGCGGCGGGAGUUCUGGAGCGCCCUAGCCCUCCUGCGAUUCCGGUUCCGCCGGCUCCGCCGGUCCCAGAUGACCUGCCGGACUUCGUCUCCUCGGGCUCGGAAGCGGAGUCGUCUGAGGAGGAGAAUGGCGACACCACAGCUGACACACGCGGCCUGUCUGGUCGCCUUUCUCGGAUGCCGGCACCAGCGGUUGGACUUCUCAAGUCACUGCCCGAAAAGCGAGUGAAGGAGCCUAUUCCGCCGGGAUUGGAACGCCCUGGACGAACCGGAACGGUGCGAACAGGCGAACGGCGGGAACAAGUCAGAUUCGCCGCCGAAGUGACGAGCCCGCUGGAGCAGCUCCGUCAGGGGACGUACCAGCCCCCGCGCGUGCGCACGUCGUUCGUCGCCCAAACCCUCGAAAACCCCGCGAGUCCGCCCCUUUCCCCGCCACCGGGCCCCGAGCCGCCGGCCUCCGAACUAGAGGAGGGGGAUUUUAAGCCCGGGGACGAUGACGUCAGCGACGCUGACUCCGAAGGGUGGGUGACGCUGGGCAGCGAGCACGGCGGCGGUCACGACUGGCGCCUCGCACGUGACCUGUACGGAACGUUCCCCUACGAAGCGGGCUAUCGCAGCCUGGCCACUAGCGCGGAGAGCAGCCUGAGUCCGCCGAAGCGGCCGCUGAGACUGAGCCAGCAGGCCGCAGGAGUGGCUGGCGGCGGAGGGAGCGCGGGACUCGAGAGGGCCCAGGCUCCGGUCGGCGCGCGACUGGGAUCGGUACAGCAGCAGAAAAUCGGACCCGGUCUCAAUCAGGCUAACAUCAACGACGGAUGCUGGAUCGACGUGGUACCGCGCAAGAAGAAGGCCCAGCCCCCUUUGCGCCCCGGCCAGGACGUGCGCAUCAUGGAGGCCCAGUACUUUUCGGAGGCACUUCCGGCAGCGCCCCGCGCGCAUGCCAGGAAGAAAGUUCGUGGCGGCAGGAAGGUGCCGCACAGGCAGGCGGAGCUGAGGCACGCUCGAUUGAUGUCUGGUGCUGCACAGCUGCCUCUUCCCCCCGGCAUUCAGCCCCAUGCCCCGCGCCCUGCCGCUCUGCUCCACCCCAACCUCGGCCUCGCAGCCGCGUUCCCCCCGCUUCCCCCCCAUCCAAAACGCGCACAAGCGCGCCCCCAGCCGCCUUUGAACUCCCAAAAUCCAGCGCGCACCAAGGCGAACACCGGCAGGCAGUACGUUCCGGCCAAUACCACUUGGGCGGACAUUCCGGACCCGUCCGAUUCCGCAACGGACACCGGAACCCCGCUGGUUGGACGCCCCACGCACUCCCCGUUGGCUACUGAGGAACCCCUGGGAAGGAGGCGCGCUAUUCCGGACCCCAAGUAUCAGUUUCCGACUGAGAGACUGGCCCUGCAAGCGGGGCUGCCCAAUGAGAUCACUCGACAGGAGCCCCCCUCUCGCGUGGCACCUCGCCAGUACGCACCGUCCCUGCACGGGCCGUCGGCAAAAGCGCGGCCGGCAGCGCUCGGCGGGUUCCUGGGGGGGCACGUGUCGGACAGUGGGCGCGCGGAGCAGCCACGUGCGACCCGGCAGACGGCGCAGUACUUUUCGGACGUCGAGGGAGCGGGGGUGGACCCACGAGUGGUGGAGCUGAUUUGCUCGGCGGCGGACGUCCGAGCUCUUCGAUCACAAGAGCGUGCAGCCGCCCCUUCCCAGCUAAUUGCACACCCGCAAGUUCCCCCCGUCGGCAGACCCCCGAGGAGCCCCCAGAAGCAGAGGACCGACGCCGCCCAGAUCGGCCGCCGGGCGAACGAGCCGGUUAUGGUCCGGGCGGAGAGCAUAAUCAGCGACGAGGGUGCGGGUCGGCCACAAAAGGCGGCGAAGCGGCGGCAGGCGGAAGAGGAAGCGGACGACGCGUACUGCUGCAUCUGCUUCGAGAACCCCAAGAACGCGGCGCUGUCGCCGUGCGGGCACCUGCUGUGCGUCGAGUGCGCGGGGGUCAUGCACAAGACUAGGAAGACCUGCCCGGUGUGUAGCAAGAAGAUUGAGAGCGUGCUCAAGCUGUUCGACAGCGCGAUCAGAUUGCCAGCUCAUCUGAGAUAGGCCGCGUAGUGGUUCUGGCUUGAGUGGGCAGUAGACGCUCUUUCUGCAGUGUGACGACAAUGAUGGAUUCUCGUGUACAUUGGGCUGCUGCACGCAAAAAUCUUUCGCAUGUACUCUGGGUCAGAUGGAGAUACAGUAUGGUAAUCCACCAAGCGCGUUCCUUAUUUCAGGGAGUCGAACGAACACAUACGUAACGGCCUGAUUUCCCUAGCUGUCUAACGAAUCUCAGGCGUCAACAUAGCGCGCGGAGCCGCAUGCAGGCCCUGCAUGAUAAAUUUGAACCCGAUCAUUGCGUGGACGACAUAAUUCUAAGCAAUAUACCCUAUCGAAAAGGA